Penicillium nucicola is the source of this 1008-nucleotide messenger RNA. RefSeq lists its product as uncharacterized. Lineage: Eukaryota; Fungi; Ascomycota; Eurotiomycetes; Eurotiales; Aspergillaceae. The record is from RefSeq and is a predicted model, not a curated record. The transcript is spliced from 3 exons. Bases 1 to 1008 code for a protein of 335 amino acids.
AUGAACACAACUGCACAAUAUAGUCCUGUCAAGGACGGCCGGCGGAUCCUGGGUGAAAAAGACUCCAACGCGUGUCUCUCCCCCGCGCCACAGGCCAAACAGUCAUUCCCAGUCACAGGAACACCCGUGAAACGAAUGUCAACAAUGCUGUCUCCCAAGAAGCUCCUCCCCUCUCCCAUAUUUGCAGGCCAAAAACGGACAAGAGACCAAGUGGACGAGGCCGGAGAGAACAUCGGACACGUGCAUGCACGGGGGUUCUCUCCGCAGCGCGCCCCCUCCGCUGCCCAGGAGGAUAUGCAAUGCCAGCUCAGAAAAACACCCGACGCGAUGGACAUCCAAACACCACAAAACUCCCAACCCGAACGUGACCAGACACAAGACCAAAUGGAAACAUACCAAGCACCUGUCAUGCCUCAUACCCCCGAGGAAGAAACGCGUAACGUCCCCGAAGACCCAGACGCGCGCAAAAUGUUCAUCCAAGAAAAAGCAAGCCUCCUACGAAACAGACUACAAAGUGCAAUGCGCAAUGUGACAGACCACCAAUUCGACCGACGCGUCUCCGAGCUAGAAGCCCAUAGUCGGAAAUGCCCGCGCCUUUCCCUCUCCGUCCUUUCCACACCCCCACUCUCAUCCCGCAAACAGUUCACAUCGUCUCAAAUGAAGACACCCAGAGUUGCUUCUUCUGGAUUCAGUUCGACUCCUUCACAUGAUACGCCGGAUCUCCCAGCUCGACCGUCACUUUUGUCUUCGAGCGUUCCCCAACACCGCGCUAAGAGUCAUGGCCAACAUACUCCCCCCAAUGCCCUUGGCUCACCGAUGCAGCUGAGUAGUCCUCCUGCUACGGUGAUUCGUCGUGAGAGGGAGCGGGAGUCGAGCAUGGGACCGAGAGCGGAGCUUGGGAUUGAGAAUGUCAUGACGCCGUCACAGCGGGGUGAUGCUGUCGAUGGGCUGCUCAAGCUGAUGAGCACGACGGAUCGGAAUCACAGUUCGGAUUCUUGGACCGGAUGA